This is a messenger RNA of Sardina pilchardus (European sardine), 9322 nucleotides long. RefSeq names its product procollagen, type V, alpha 1 (gene col5a1). Gene Ontology annotation, biological process: extracellular matrix organization. Lineage: Eukaryota; Metazoa; Chordata; Actinopteri; Clupeiformes; Clupeidae. The record is from RefSeq and is a predicted model, not a curated record. Gene Ontology annotation, molecular function: extracellular matrix structural constituent conferring tensile strength. The transcript has 65 exons. The coding region runs from base 258 to 6254 and encodes 1998 amino acids.
GAGAGAGAAGGGAGAGGACGAGCGCUAAAGAGAGGGCUGCCCCCGUCCACUUGACCAACUGGAGGACUCCAGACUUCCACAAAACUUAUGGCUGCAUGAGAAAUCCCGUUCUUCUUCCCCCCCGCUCUCUCUCUCUUUUGCCGGGAUCUGUGGGCUACCAAUUCUCUCCUGAUCACAAGUUGUCACAGAGUUUUUUUCUUCCAGUCGCUCUAAAGAAAUAAUCGAUCCACAUUUGCUGUGGACGUCCCGCGACGGCCAUGGAUACCCACAUAAGAUGGAAAGUUAAAAGGAGGUUAAGGGACGUGCAACUCACUCUAGCGAUAAUUAUAUUUUUUGUCACUUCAGAAGCCCGUUCAGCAGAACCUGCGGAUCUCUUGAAGAUUUUAGAUUUUCACAGUUUGCCUGAGGGUGUAACGAAAACCACGGGAUUCUGCUCGCAUAGGAAGUCUGCGAAAGGCCCCGACGUGGCCUACAGAGUAACCAAAGAUGCCCAGCUCAGCACCCCUACCAAACAGCUCUACCCUGCUUCUGCGUUUCCGGAGGACUUCUCCAUCCUGGCCACGGUGAGGCCGAAGAAGGGCAGCCAGGCCUUCCUGCUGUCGCUCUACAACGAGCAGGGCAUCCAGCAGCUGGGUCUGGAGGUGGGCCGCUCGCCCGUCUUCCUGUACGAGGACCACACAGGCAAGCCCGGCCCCGAGGACUACCCGCUCUUCAGGGGCAUCAACCUGUCCGACGGAAAGUGGCACCGUGUUGCAAUCAGCGUGCACGGGCAGACCAUUACCCUCAUCCUGGACUGUAAGAAGAAGUUGGUACGCACCCUGUCACGCUCGGCGCACCCCAUCAUCGACACCAAGGGUAUUGUGGUCUUUGGCACACGUAUCCUGGAUGAGGAGGUCUUUGAGGGUGACAUCCAGCAGCUGCUGGUUGUGUCUGACCCCCGCGCAGCCAUGGACUACUGUGAGCACUACAGCCCUGACUGUGAGGUGGCCGCCCCGGAACAGCCCCAGGCCCAGGACCCCAACACCGACGAAUACAACACGGAGGAGGACAGCUACUACUAUGAGUACCCCUACUAUGAGGACCAGGACGUGAAGGCAGAGGACGGCACCGACGCACCUGAUGAGGAGCUGACUGUGGGAGGUGGAGACCGCAUCGUCACCUCCGUCACCUCUGUGGGUGGAGGCGCAAGCUCGUCCAGCAGCAGCAGCAGCAGCAGCGCGGGCGGAGGCAGCAGCCGAGUGGCCGCGGAGUCCCACACCGACACGGGCGCCGGCGGCUCGGACACCUACGAGGGCUACGACUCCUACGACUCCUACUACGACGAGGCCAGCCCCUCACCGGACACCAGCAGCAGCAGCAGCAGCAGCAGCUCCAACCACCGGGUCACCAUCACUGACGCCGGCUCGGAAUCGGAGCUGGACCUGGGCUUGGGCGGCAAGGUGGAAAUGGGAAUUGGAGCCGAGGUGGAUAAAAUCAUCACCACCGGAGGUGGAGGAACCGGCAGCUCGAGCACCAUCACCAGGAUCAUCAACAGCACCGCCGUGGCUGGUGGAGACGGCUACGACGACGGCUACGGCGAGGGCUACGACUCGUACUCGUACGGCGAGGGCUCCGACUACAGCGUGGGCACCGGCGGCGGGGUCGGUGGCGGCAGCAGCAGCAGCAGCAGCAGCAGCAGCCAUGGUGGCGGCGGCUCCAGCAGCAGUAGCCACACCAUCACCAUCGGAGGCGGCGCCGCCGGAGGUGGAGGAGCAGGAGGAGCAGGAGCAGCAGGAGGAGCAGGAGGAGCAGCGGGCAACGGCAGCUGGAGCACGGUCACCAUCGGAGGCGGCUCGGUGUCGGCGGGAGGCGGCUCGGUGUCGGUCGGAGGCGGCGGUGGUGGCGGUGGAGGUGGCGCCACAGGAACAGGACAGGGUGGUCUGGGCGCGGAGAUGGAUUACGAGGAUCUGGACAUUAAGGAUUACGACGACAAGGAGAUUAAAGACAUCUACGAGAGCUACCCCGACUACUACACAGACAAGGACGGGGAUACAUCACUGCCUGCACAGACCGAGUAUGGACAAGGACAGGUGGAUGGAGCCAGGGGAGAGAAGGGACAAAAAGGAGAGCCUGCUGUCAUUGAGCCUGGAAUGCUGGUGGAGGGACCACCUGGUCCUGAAGGCCCAACUGGUCUGCCUGGUCCCCCAGGUUCCAGUGGCUCUCCGGGCAGUCCCGGAGAUCCCGGCGAGAGGGGUCCAAAUGGUCGUGCUGGUCUUCCUGGUGCUGAUGGUCUUCCAGGGCCCCCUGGGACAGUCUUGAUGCUGCCUUUCCGCAUGAGCUCUGGUGGAGAUGGAGGCAGCAAGGGCCCAGCUAUGUCUGCUCAGGAGGCCCAGAUGCAGUCCAUGAUGCAACAAGCCAGACUUGCCAUGCGUGGCUCUACUGGCCCUAUGGGUCUCACAGGUCGGCCAGGACCACUGGGUCCUCAUGGUCCUCCCGGACUGAAGGGAGAGUCUGGUGAAGGUGGUCCACAGGGUCCCCGUGGCCCUAUGGGCACCUCCGGGCCCACAGGAAAGCCGGGCCGCAGGGGUCGUGCUGGUGCUGAUGGAGCCAGAGGAAUGCCCGGCCAGACCGGUACCAAGGGUGACAGGGGUUUCGAUGGCCUGGCUGGACUUCCCGGAGAGAAGGGACACAGAGGUGAAUCUGGACCUCAGGGACCACCUGGGCCAUCAGGAGAGGAUGGAGAGAGAGGAGAUGAUGGAGAGAUCGGACCUAGGGGACUUCCAGGUGAAUCUGGACCUCGUGGUUUGUUGGGACCUAAAGGACCUUCAGGGCCCCCUGGACCUCCUGGUGUGACUGGAAUGGACGGCCACCCCGGACCCAAAGGAAACAUUGGACCUCAGGGAGAGCCAGGACCUCCAGGACAGCAAGGCGGCCCUGGUGCUCAGGGACUACCAGGGCCUCAGGGAGCAAUUGGAGUACCCGGAGAGAAGGGUCCAACUGGAAAACCAGGUCUACCAGGAAUGCCAGGAGCUGAUGGCCCACCAGGUCACCCAGGCAAAGAGGGCCCAUCUGGAGAGAAGGGACAUCUGGGACCCAGUGGUCCUCAGGGCCCCAUCGGAUAUCCUGGACCCAGAGGAGUGAAGGGAGCUGAUGGAGUCCGUGGCCUGAAAGGAGGCAAGGGUGAAAAGGGCGAGGAUGGAUUCCCAGGCUUUAAGGGAGACAUGGGUAUAAAGGGCGACAGGGGAGAGCUCGGACCUCAUGGACCCAGAGGAGAGGACGGUCCUGAGGGACCCAAAGGAAGGUCAGGUCUCCCUGGAGACUCUGGUCCUCUUGGAGUAAAUGGAGAAAAGGGUAAAUUGGGUGUGCCCGGGUUGCCAGGUUACCCAGGAAGACAAGGACCAAAGGGUUCUCAGGGAUUCCAAGGAUUCCCAGGCGCUAACGGAGAUAAGGGUACCAGGGGAACAGCAGGCAAGCCAGGCCCCAGAGGUCAGAGGGGACCAACGGGACCACGUGGAGAGAGGGGACCCAGAGGUCCAACAGGAAAAGCCGGACCAAAGGGUAACUCAGGAAGCGACGGCCCCCCAGGACCUCCCGGUGAACGGGGUCUGCCAGGGCCUCAGGGUCCAACUGGAUUCCCCGGACCAAAGGGACCCCCUGGACCAGCUGGGAAAGAUGGACUGCCCGGACAUCCAGGACAGAGAGGAGAGACUGGUUUCCAAGGCAAGACUGGACCUCCAGGACCCCCAGGUGUGGUUGGACCUCAGGGCCCCACAGGUGAGACUGGACCAAUGGGAGACCGUGGGCACCCUGGACCCCCAGGCCCACCAGGUGAGCAGGGUCUGCCAGGAUCCGCCGGAAAGGAAGGAGCCAAGGGAGACCCAGGUCCCGCUGGCCCCACUGGUAAAGAUGGCCCACCUGGCAUGAGAGGCUUCCCCGGAGAACGUGGUCUUCCAGGUGCAACGGGAGCCGAUGGUCUGAAAGGAAGCGAGGGACCCAAUGGUCCACCUGGUCCUGCUGGCUCCCCUGGUGAGCGCGGUCCUUCUGGCCCAGCUGGACCCACUGGUCUGCCAGGUCGCCCUGGACCACAGGGACCUCCCGGCCCCAACGGCGAGAAGGGAGGACCAGGCGAGAAAGGACCCCAGGGCCCUGCUGGUCGCGAUGGCAUCCAGGGACCAGUAGGUCUGCCUGGGCCUGCUGGACCUCUCGGACCCCCUGGAGAGGAUGGAGAUAAGGGAGAGCUCGGUGAGCCCGGUCAGAAGGGAAGCAAAGGAGAGAAAGGAGAACAUGGUCCCCCUGGUCCUACUGGACCACAAGGUCCUGUUGGUCAGCCCGGUCCAUCUGGAGCGGACGGCGAGCCUGGACCCAGAGGUCAGCAGGGUCUGUUCGGACAGAAGGGAGACGAAGGCUCCAGAGGAUUCCCCGGACCUCCAGGUCCCGUCGGUCUACAGGGUCUGCCAGGACCUCCAGGCGAGAAGGGAGAGACUGGUGACGUGGGUCAGAUGGGUCCCCCUGGUCCUCCUGGACCCAGAGGCCCUGCCGGACCCACAGGAGCAGAUGGACCCCAGGGACCUCCAGGUGGCAUCGGUAACCCAGGAGCUGUUGGAGAGAAGGGUGAUUCCGGUGAAGCAGGAGAGCCCGGACUGCAGGGAGACGUCGGCCCUCCGGGUCCAAGAGGCGAGCGUGGAGAGAAGGGAGAAGGUGGUCCCGCUGGUGCUGCUGGACCUCCCGGUCCUAAAGGCCCCCCCGGAGACGACGGUCCUAAAGGCAGCCCCGGUCCAAGCGGUUUCCCUGGUGAUCCUGGUCCUCCUGGAGAGCCUGGUCCCGCCGGAUUGGAUGGAUUACCUGGUGACAAGGGUGAUGACGGAGAGGCUGGUCAGCCGGGUUCUCCUGGGCCCACUGGUGAGGCAGGGCCUUCUGGACCUCCAGGAAAGAGGGGUCCACCUGGACCUGCUGGGCCUGAGGGAAGACAGGGAGAGAAAGGAGCCAAGGGAGAGUCUGGUCUGGACGGUCCUCCUGGAAAGACUGGCCCCGUUGGACCUCAAGGUGCUCCCGGCAAACCCGGUUCUGAAGGUCUGAGAGGCAUCCCUGGCCCAGUGGGAGAACAAGGUCUGCCCGGUUCCCCUGGCCCUGAUGGGCCGCCAGGACCCAUGGGUCCUCCCGGCCUGCCAGGACUGAAGGGAGACAGCGGUCUGAAAGGUGAAAAGGGUCACCCAGGUCUUAUUGGAUUGAUCGGACCACCAGGCGAGCAGGGAGAGAAGGGAGACCGAGGCCUUCCCGGACCCCAGGGUCAAGGCGGAUCUAAAGGAGACAAUGGUAUUGCUGGCCAAACCGGUCCUCUGGGCCCCAUCGGACCCCCAGGAUUGCCUGGUCCUCCCGGUCCCAAGGGAGCCAAGGGCUCUUCUGGUCAAACAGGUCCUAAGGGAGAAUCUGGUGUUCCUGGGCCCCCUGGUCCUCCUGGUCCUCCCGGCGAUGUCAUCCAUCCUCUGCCUAUAAUGCACAGCCCCAAGCGUGCCAAGAGGAACAUCGACGCCAGCCAGCUGAUGGACGACGACGCCAACUAUAAGGAUUACGACGAUGGCAUGGAGGAGAUCUUUGGCUCGCUCAACUCCCUGAAGCUGGAGAUCGAGCAGAUGAAGCACCCGCUGGGCACCCAGACAAACCCCGCCCGUACCUGCAAGGACCUGCAGCUCUGCCACCCAGAAUUCCCCGAUGGUGAAUACUGGAUCGAUCCCAAUCAGGGCUGCUCGCGUGACGCCUUCAAGGUCUACUGCAACUUCACCGCAGGAGGCGAGAGCUGCAUCUUCCCCGACAAGAAGAGCGAAGGGACGAGACUCACCUCCUGGGUGAAGGAAUCUCCAGGCUCCUGGUUCAGUGAAUUCAAACGUGGUAAACUGCUCUCGUACGUGGAUGCGGAGGGUAACCCCAUCGGCGUGGUGCAGAUGACCUUUAUGCGGUUGCUCAGCGCCACAGCCCGCCAGAACCUCACAUACAACUGCUACCAGUCGGUGGCGUGGCACGACCCGGACUCGGACUCGUACGACAAGGCCGUCCGCUUCCUGGGCUCCAACGAUGAGGAGAUGUCUUACGACAACAACCCCUACAUCCGAGCUGUUGUGGACGGGUGUGCGUUGAAAAAGGGCUAUGAAAAGACUAUUCUUGAGAUCAGCACACCGAAGGUGGAACAGGUACCUUUCGUAGACAUCAUGUUCAACGACUUCGGCGGAGCGACACAGAAGUUUGGCUUCGAAGUGGGACCUGCCUGCUUCAUCGGCUAAGACUGUUCUCUGAACGCCCAAAGAAAAAAAAGAAAGAAAAACACACACUCACAAUCUUCUCAUUCUCUCAGAAACUUAACAUGAGAAAGAAUUCUGACUUAUUUGUAAAGUAUUUGUGUCUCCAUGCAAAAGAAACCAACAAAAAAAAACAUGUAUUACACAAUAUCAAGAUAACAAUCAAAUUGGGGAAAAAAAGAAAAUAAAGGAAGAAACAAUUCUAUAAUAAAAAAAAAAUGAUAAAAAAAAUCACAGCAACCUUGUAACCUCAGUUUACCCUCUCCCUCACAUGCAAGUUUUGAAACUGGAUGAGACCCACGCUAGCUAGCUCCACCUGUCUAUCCCCUUGACCUUUGACCUCUGACGCCCAUCUCACCUUUCACUUUUUUGCCAUGACCCCUGACCUCCUCCAUCUCUCCCUCCCUCCAUCCAUCCCACCCCCCUCCACCCUCCCGCCCCCUCCACCACUCUCAUCCGCUAAAGGCCCAGUCCCUUGCUCCCCCGGUUGCAAGGUCAGGACUGGUCAUCAGCACGCUGGUCUCUUUCCAUGUGAUGUGGCCAUUUUCCUCCUUCAAUCUGGUCCCAGUUCCCUCCCCCCCCUUUCGCCCUCGUGCAUCUGUCCUGUGUGCAGUCAUUCGUUCUUGCUAUGCUUUUGUUUUGUGCAUAAUUCUCUCCCCAUUCUUUGGAAUGGUGCUUAUUAUAUAUAAAUAUAUAAAUAUUUUUUUUAUGUUUGUAAGUACUUUCUGUAUAUUUUUUUCUGAUAAUGUGUCUGUGUUUUUUUUUAUAUUUCUGGCUUCAAAACGUGCAUGUGAUAAAUGGAAGAUGAGGAAAAGAGAUGCUGUUCCCCCCUCCCCCCCUCUAAAACCACUCUGAAUUGGAUGUGACCGCCCAAAUAAAACAAGAAACUGAGGUGGUACUGUCUUGUUACCAGUGUAAAGCACGUCUUAAUUGUAAUUUAACAAAUCAAAAAGAGUGACAAUAAAAGUCAGAAAAAAGCACACGAAGCAAUGAUGUGAGCAUUGAUUUGCCCGAAAGAAAGAAAGAAAGAAAGAAAGAAAGAAAGAAAGGUUUUUUUCUCCUGGCGGAAGGCAAUCCUGGGCCACCGUGAGCUCAGAGGUAGACCAGGAGUCGAGCGGACAUCAUCAGCCUGCGGUCAUGGCAAUCUGUUGUCAUGGCGACCGGCGGGCGCGGCUUUUAUCCCCCCCCUCCCCCAGCGCUUUUCCUCGCUUCUUGUAACCCCCUGUCGGAAGAACAGUUACACAGCGGGACAAGUUGUCACGUUAUCGAGGAACACAACAGUCGUAAAACUAGGUGCUACUUCCUCUUCUCUGUGGUGCUAUGUAUUGUUUUGUUUUUCAAUUUUUAUUUUUUUUUACUGUUAAUAAAAAAAUGAUUCACUGACAUUUUUUGUCCGACUGUUAGCGCGUCUCCCUGCCACUUACCUUCCCCUAAGACAGGGGGCGUGAUGCUGUGCCUGAGCGGGAAAUAUUUUACUGCAUGCCAAUCCAUCAUAUUCACUCAUAGAACAGAUUGUUGUUUUAUUUCGUUGAUGUUAUUUGCUGUCAUGUAAUUUUUGUUUUCAGUGUUUGUUUACGUCAGAUGUCUUUCUUUUUCAUGGCCCACACAGAAAACCACACUUGUCAAAGGACUGAGUGAGCACUGCAGAUUGUAGGAGGAAAUCAGAUCAGUCCUGCCACACCUAACUAGUGCAAUGCUAAUAUGCUAAAGUUGCUACCUAACGGUAGCCAUAGUCCGAAUGUCAGCUGAAAGUGGCCAUCAUGACUGAUGCAGGAAAGGGAGUGUCUUCCCUGACUAGUUGCCACGCCCCUUUACUCUUUAGACCUCUCUCUGUCCUUUGUGCUGUUUUGUUGGUGGAGGGGUGUUCCAGUCGUCCGGGUGUCAGGGGAAAGGGGUGCGGUGGGGGGGUGCUAAAUCACCCUCCCCUCCCCCUUGAGAAUUCCAAAGCUUUUUGCCAAGGAGGAGAGCCUUAGUCGAUGUACCUGAUGAUCCUCCAGUCUCCUGCCAAAGCCCUUAAUUUCUUCUUAUUCUUCCUUUCCUUUUAUCUUCAGAGACUUGAAGGCCACAGUCACUUAAUUUAAAGACCUAAUGUUCAUAUAUGGAGGACUGUCGCUGGUUGCCUUUUUAUGCCGUACGAGUGUACAGGUCCCCACCCCACUUUUUUAUGGAGAGUAGGAGCAGGUAUCUCAUCACACUGCACAUUAAGAGGAGCCACUUGAGAGUAAUAAAUAUUAUUAAUUUUAUUUUAUAUUGUAUUGUUUCAAUUUUUUCCUCUUGCUUACUGAAGGGAGGUGGAGAAAGACAAAAUCAAGCUUAUGUAGAGCCCUUUGGGUUCAAGUUAAUCCGCUAUGAUCCAGCUCUCUAUUUGCCACUAGUCAAAUGCGCAUUGUACAAACCACAAUCUCUAGCUUGUCACCACUGCAUCGCCUGCUAUGAUGCCCUUACUUCUCUAUCGUUUCUUUUUUUUUUUUAAUGACUUGAAUGACUUUAAAACCACAGACAUAGUUUCGGAAUAUCACUUUAAACAUUUUGCUCUCGAUUCACAAAAAAGCAAUAAAACGAAUUUCUGUAAAUGUUUUAAAACCAGCAGCCAUGCUGCCAAUUAAAAUUUAUUUUAUUUUCUUCUUUUUUUAUUUUUAUUUUGUCUCUCUCCCUUUUUUGGUAAUAUAAUGUGCAUUCUUUUUCCAAGUUUUUUCUCCUUGUCAAACCUGUGUAAGAAAGGAAUAGAUGAUAUAUUGGUUUUUAUGUCAAUAAAUUCAAGUUUACUGUGGCCACACACUCUUGUAUGUCUUUUGAAGCAUUAAAACGUAUCUGUAUGCAUGAGUUGAAGUUUUUCCUCUCCUUGUUAUACAUUCAGAUGACCUGAUCUCCAGCCCACAAUUUUAUUCCGAAACAUUAUCUAUUUCAAGAGUGCCUCUUUGAUAAAGCAAGCUGUCAUGCAUUGUGAAUUGGGGAGAGAGCAGUGAUCAUGUAACUCUCUACCUAAGCCAUUGUUUUUUUUGUAGUAUAUUUAUUGUAUUAUUUAAAAAAAUAAAUGUAAAUGGAUACCAGUA